Myxocyprinus asiaticus (Chinese sucker) is the source of this 622-nucleotide messenger RNA. Its product is annotated as cytidine deaminase-like. The transcript has 4 exons. The coding region runs from base 1 to 477 and encodes 158 amino acids. The record is from RefSeq and is a predicted model, not a curated record. Gene Ontology annotation, molecular function: cytidine deaminase activity; zinc ion binding. Gene Ontology annotation, cellular component: cytosol. NCBI's taxonomy places the organism in Eukaryota, Metazoa, Chordata, Actinopteri, Cypriniformes, Catostomidae.
AUGUCGUGCCUGGCAGUUGGAACAGAGCCUCUAGUCAGCUGCAUUAUGAACCCACAAGCGCUUGUUCAGAAAUCUCAGGAGGCCAAAACUCUGGCAUUCUGUCCAUACAGCAAUUUCAGAGUGGGAGCAGCUGUUGAAACAAGCGAUGGAACCAUCUUUACAGGUUGUAACGUAGAGAAUGCAUGCUAUAGUCUUGCCAUGUGCGCUGAGAGGACUGCUAUCUGCAAAGCUGUGUCUGAGGGACACACUGCCUUCAAAGCCAUCGCAAUUGCCAGUGACCUUGAAGAUCGGUUUAUUUCUCCAUGUGGUGCUUGUAGGCAGGUCAUGAGAGAAGUUAGUCCUUUUAACGUUACAUUUGGCUUACACUGGGAUGUUUACUUGUCAAAGACUGAUGGGUCUUUCAAACGGAUGACCGUGGAUAUGUUACUUCCAUAUUCGUUUGACCCUGAUGACCUGAGGGGAAUGGGAAAUCAUUAAACCAGUGGCAAUUAGAAGCAGUAAAGAUGAGAUUAUAGGCCAUAUUACAACCUCUAUCUAUCUAUCACAAAAAAACAUCCUUCUGUUCACUGUGGCUUUAUUUUCUAGAGAAAAAUAUGAACAUGUUGACUCAUAAAUUAUAAUA